Octopus bimaculoides (California two-spot octopus) is the source of this 1075-nucleotide messenger RNA. RefSeq lists its product as uncharacterized. The record is from RefSeq and is a predicted model, not a curated record. Lineage: Eukaryota; Metazoa; Mollusca; Cephalopoda; Octopoda; Octopodidae.
AUAACUGUGCACUUCUUUUCUGAAAACGGAAUGGGGGUGGUAGUGAGUUGGUGGCUAUUUUUAGCAAUCUACAUACUAUUUCACCAUAAUGCUUUUUACAGAGUGAAAAAAUACUCCACCUGUCACUCAAUCCACCUCCAACUUUGUCUAAGUUUUUACAUUACAUUUAUUCCUUUGAAGUUGCUGCCAGACCUCUGCUUUCUCUCUGUCUGAUAUAUCCCUCUCGCUAUUUCUGUUUCUCUCUCUCUCACACUACCUCUAAACUCUUUUUCUCUCUUGAGAAAAAAUAUGCGAGACAGAUAGAAAGGGAGUUAGGGAGAAAAAACAAGUGAGACAGAGCGGGGAAGAGACAGAAGACAGAUAUAUAUAUAUAUAUAUGUAUAUAUAUAUAUAUAUAUACAGUUUGCUCGAAACCUAAAACUUGAUGAAGGCAAAUCAUCUCUUGAUACUGAAGGGUGUUUUGAUCCCUCAUCAUUUUGCACUAUUGUGGAAAGCAUUCAUCAAAUGUUCCCAAAUUUUGAAAUUCACCAUCUCAACAACGGGUAGCUGUGUGAACGCGCAAUUCUAGCUCCCAAAAAUAUUACAGUAAAUGCCAUCAACAAAAAUCUCUUACAAAUGAUCCCUGAAGGUAGCCACAUCUAUAAAUCUAUUGACAAAGUUGUAGACAAGGACGAUGCUGUUCAUUAUCCUGUUGAAUUCCUCAACAGUCUGGAAUCAUCUAGUAUACUGCCACACAACCUUGAACUGAAGAAGGGCAUAGUUAUCAUGCUUCUCAGAAACCUGGAUCAGCCAAAAUUACGCAAUGGUACAUGUAUGGUUGUGACUGAACUACAGCCUCACAUUAUCAAAGCAAAAUUCCUCACUGGAUGUGAUUCCAAAGUGGCUUCGGUGACGUCAUUAUUUAGUAAAUCAGGGGAGAUAACUGUACCCAACUCCAUGAUGUCAACAGAUGAACAUGGAAGGUUGAGGUGUAGGAUGAUGGAAGAGGGAACGGUGAGUUUUGAGGUCGACGUGAACCAUGAAAAAAUAUCGAAACGACACUGAUGUGACUUGGUUCGUAUGUAUGCUAUAGCAG